This is a messenger RNA of Sitodiplosis mosellana (orange wheat blossom midge), 1759 nucleotides long. RefSeq names its product cytochrome P450 4d2-like. NCBI's taxonomy places the organism in Eukaryota, Metazoa, Arthropoda, Insecta, Diptera, Cecidomyiidae. The record is from RefSeq and is a predicted model, not a curated record. The transcript is spliced from 5 exons. Bases 42 to 1547 code for a protein of 501 amino acids. Gene Ontology annotation, molecular function: oxidoreductase activity, acting on paired donors, with incorporation or reduction of molecular oxygen; iron ion binding; heme binding.
GAUUAGUCUUGAGUGAAUAGUGGCCAGGUCCUGUAUUUAAAAUGAUUGUUUUCAUCAUAUUCAUGGUAUUUUGUUUCAUUUACUGGAUUCAUAUGAGAGAUAAAAGGAUCGAAAAGCUGAUGGAACAAUUUCCCGGGCCGGUAAUGCAUCCAAUCUUCGGGAAUGUUUUCAAUUACUUCACGAGUGAUCUUCAAGAGAUGAAACGUCGUGAGUGUGAAGCGUUCAGGAAAUAUGGCGAAACAUUCCGUGUGAAAAAGAUUCGAAGCUAUGUCAUAUCGACUUCAGAUCCAAAAUUGCAUGAGAAAAUUUUGAGUAAUACGACCAAUUAUUUGGAUAAAACCAGUGACUACGAUAUCAUGAAGACCGUUCUUGGUAAUGGUUUGAUAACGAGUGCUGGCUAUCAAUGGUACAGUCAUCGAAAAAUUAUCCAGCCCGCAUUCAAUGUCAACAUUUUGAAGCAAUUUAUCGAAAUAUUUGAGCAACAGUCGAAAAUAUUGGUUGAACGAUUGAAAAGCCAUUGUAAUGGUUUGAUAGAUGUGAGCAAAUAUGUGGAACCAUUCGCUUGCGAUAUGAUAAUUGAAACGUCUAUGGGCUUAAAAUCCAAUACACAAGUGAACAAUGGUUCCGAAUAUGCGCAUUCUAUGUCAAUAUUAAAACACGUGUGUUCCAAACGAAUGAUGAGUUAUUGGAGGCGAUUUGACAUUUUGUUUUCGACUUUUGGAUAUUCUGAUAAACGAAUAUUCGAGGAUAGAAAACAGUUUGUGAAACAGUUUGCCGUCGAGGUGAUUGAGUCGCGUCGGAAGAUUUUGCUAGAAAAAAUGGACACUGAAAAAUCAAGCGAUGAAAAUAAUCCAAAUAAAAAUAUUAGAAUGUGCUUCCUUGACGUCCUUCUGCAAUCACUUAUUGAUGGAUUACCACUCUCUAAUGAGGAAAUGUUGGACGAAGUACAAUUGUUUAUGGCUGCUGGCCAAGACACGGUCACGCAAGCAAUUUCAGGGACUUUAUUUCUAUUGUCACGACACAAGCCGGUUCAAGAUAAGCUCUACGCUGAAAUCGACGAAGUAUUUGGAAAUGACAAAGAGAACACGAUAACUCAUCAACAGUUGGCCGACCUUAAAUACAUGGACAUGGUGAUCAAGGAAUCGUUGCGCAUUUUUCCAGCUAUACAAAUGAUCGGACGUAAUAUUGACCAUGAUUUGAUAUUGGACGAUGGUCGCACUAUUCCAGCUGGAGUUGAAGUUCGAUUAUGCUUCGGUGCAACGAUGAAAAGUCCAAAAUAUUUCCAAAAUCCCAUCGAUUUUAAUCCUGAUCGAUUUGCAUGUGAGGAAACCAAUCCGUUUACCUAUUCACCAUUCAGUGCGGGGAAAAGAGACUGUGUUGGCAAAAAAUAUGCAAUAUUCAGUAUAAAAAUUGCUCUCACCCGUGUGCUACAGCAUUACGAGUUGCUGGCAAUGGGCCAAGAGCCAAUUAUUCAAAAAGAAAUCAUUUCUCGAUCUAUCAAUGGUUUUCAAAUGGCCCUGAAGUUACGAACUACGCAGAAGAACUAAUUUGGCAAAUGUUUUAAGAGCAACAAGCAAAGAAUAUAUUUUUUUAGUAUAAUAAUCAAUGCGAAUGUAUGCUCUAGUUCCACUGUGUUGGACAGUUACAAAUUUUUUCUCCGCAAAAAAAUUGAAGUGUAGCCAUUUUGCGUAAUUAGAAGAAAUGUAUGUCAAAAUAUGUCAAAACAUCAAAUCUAAUAAAAGAAUGCUAUGUAAACUGG